Molecule: messenger RNA, 750 nt
Organism: Penicillium atrosanguineum
Lineage: Eukaryota; Fungi; Ascomycota; Eurotiomycetes; Eurotiales; Aspergillaceae
Exons: 2
Coding region: 1-750 (249 amino acids)
Cellular component (GO): membrane
Source: RefSeq, a predicted model, not a curated record
AUGAUCCAGACCAAAACCUGGAUUAGCAUGUUCUUCGUUCUUGGAGCAUUCAUGCAACUAGCAGGCUUUACCGCGCGCGUAUUUUCAACACAGGAUUCCUGUAAUCGUACCGCCUAUGGUAUCCAGUCAGUCCUCUUGCUCCUCGGGCCAAGCUCGAUCAUGAUCUCCGUCAAUUUAGUGCAGACCGUGUUUUAUCAGGCACUUGACGCUGAAAAUUUUUGCUGGGUUUCAAUUACAUGGCAACGUAUCGUCUACCCCACCCUGAAUGCGAUUUUGAUCAUCCUUCAAGCCAUUGGUGGUAUAAUGGUUGUGGGAUCUAGCUCUCGUGUCACAAUCGCCUCAGCGACCAAGUUGACCAUUGCCAUCUACGUUGCUCAAACCUUUUUCUGGGCUUUUACUCUUGCAGAGAAUAUUUAUAUGUCUAUUCGGUUGUGUCGUGACCCGACCGAGGCCAGUCAGACUCUACUUCCUCGCUGGAGAUCCUGGAAUCAACUUUUCGGUCUCUCCAUUUCGAUUAUUGGUCUUGGACGCAACGUGAUGCGUCUGACAAUGGCUGGUGGAAUCGCAUUUCUUGUUGAGAAUGAAUGGCCGGCCUAUGCUUUUGACGGCUACCAGAUGGUGGUGGUCCUGGGCGCCUGGGUGAUCUGGUAUUUGCCAGGGCAAUGUCGGGGAAUCACAAGCAAGCCGAAUUGGAUGCAUCUCAUGACUUUGGAGAGGAGGGAAACACCCCAGUAUUGUGAAGAAUGUUAA